CUAGAGAUGAACAUUCUUUGGUGUCAAGUGUGCAAAUCAAUCCAGAACAACAGCAAAGGACCUUGUGAAGAUACUAUAAGAAACUGGUACAAAAGUAUCUAUUCAGUAUCUGUAAAUAUUCAGGUCCGGUUGGGCUGCAGUGAAGUGAAGUCCUUGUUCCGGGCAAAAGGGCUCAUUUUCUUGGCAAAGGGGGUGGGAUUCUAGUAGUAAUGGGAGGCAAUUGUAUCUUGUGCAUGGGUCAGUAAAGAAAGAGGUGGAGAGAGAGGAUGUAGGAGGAUGUGUGGAGUAGAUUAGUCUGGACACAGAUUUGAAUGCCAUGUUGUGGAUGAUCGGGAGACACGGAACAGGCCUGUGUGAUGAGUGUUUAGUGGAGGAAAUGUAGAGUAUGUGUUGAUAUUUUGUGACUUGUAUGAUGUAGAUAGUGAGAGAUUGUGAAAUGGUUAGAGGCUGGUUGGGGUUUGAGUGGUGCAGUGGGGGGAGGAAAGUGGUGUCUAGGGCUCUAUGUCAGGACAAAUUAAGAUAAUUUUAUGUAGUUAGGACGUGACUGGCCUCACACUCCAUUACAAUAGGUGGCGAUGUAUGCGCCUUAAAAGUUGGGUGAAAGCCGCCAAACCAACCCCAAAGAAGAGGAAGUAAGCAGAUGCGCGUGCCGAAAGUAAUUGUAAAACAAGAGGAAUGACAGUUGACAAGAAUCAUGUAAUAAGGUUAGUUUUUGUUCACGUUGAGACAACAAGACGUUUGCGUAUAUGCUGCAGUUAACGUUAGCAGCAAACCAAACGUCACAUGAAGGCGACCUAGCUGGCAAGCUAAUGUAAAAUGGCUAACGUUAGCCAAAAACUAACCCGCCAUAUCUAAUGAAAUUUAAACGAGAUAAAUGUUUAUAGACAUUAGGUACGACUAGCUAGUUAUUUCACGACAACUAUGGACCCGAGGCACAAAGAAAUACUCAGGAAACACCGGCUGGACCUGUCCGACCAAAUUUUAAUUGAGGACACUAUAGUUCAAUUCCUGUACCAGGAGAACAUUUUAACAGAGAGCCAGGUGGACGAGAUUCAGUCCCAAAUUAGCAACAAGAAGAAGACAUUGAGACUGCUGGAUAUCCUUCCCACCCGAGGUCCGCGGGCGUUUGGAACAUUUCUGAAUUCCCUGGAAGAAGAGUUUACUUGGGUGAGAGACAAGUUACUCCAGGAUUUGGAGCAACCCAAUGUACCUGUGCAAAGUCCAACAGAUGAGUGGAACAUUCCAGAGGUGACGCUCCGAGCAGUCCCGUCCGACAGACAGUUGUCCCGGCUGGCAUCCCGUAUCGGGUCGGAGUGGGAGUCUGUUCUCCUCGACCUGGGCCUCUCCGCGGAGGCGCUGUACCGUUGCCGUGCCGACCACCCUCUGAGCUUGCACGGGCAGGUGCUAGCAGGGCUGAUCCAGUGGAGGCAGAGCCAGGGGAGGAGUGCUACAGUCCACAGGCUCCUCCAGACCCUGCAGGCCACUGACGUCCACCCCUCUACCCUGGACGAGGUGUUCCAGUGAGGGGAGCGGACACUAUGGAUCAUGGGUGAAAUGCUGAAUGGAUGACAACCGUUAGCUCAGCCAGACCAGGGUUUCCGUUAGGAAAAUGUGACCAGCAACAUUUUUUUUACCAGACAUUUGUGUAAUCUGCCGAUCCCAUGUGCAUUGGGUGCGUAACCUGAUUAGUGUCCACCCACGGUGCUCAGAAUGACAAAUCACAUUUAGAUUAUGGUAAUUCAUAGUAACAGAAUAUGGAAGUCGAGGAUGCAACGAUAAAGCUAGAAUAACCGUCUAUAGUUUACUUUUCCUCAGCCAGCUAGACAAGUAACUAACAGCAGAAUCACUAGCCUGUCAAUCUACUAAAUUUACCCUUUCUAUUGGUCAAGUUGAACAAUUCUAUUCCAAACCGACUGUAGGACAGUCGUGGGACGAUGCAGCCCAAAUUCAUACAUCCAGUAGGCAUUAAGCAAUGAGUGUGACGCAACAGAACGUUUAGUUUAAAAUGUUAAUAAACUAUUUAUUCACCUAAGUAGGCUACUCACAAAUGUUCGUUCCAUAAUGCAAUUAGCGGGGAAACACAGUUGUCAAAAGGGCACCACACACUUGAGGUUUCAUGCGACGGAGAUGAAAAUGUCCAUUAGAAAUUUAGAGAUCUAAUCGGCUACUUUGCCGAAAGGUAAGACAUGCCUCAUGUAUUAAAAGGAAAUGCAUAGCCUACUGCCUCCAGCUCAUUGCAAAGUGGUGUGUGAUACAACAGCAGCUCUCAUUCUUUGACAGAUUAUCUGCUCAAAGGAUCUAUGCUGUACGGGUGUGAUAAAUAAGAUGCAUAAAAAAUAUACUGUAGCCUACACAUUUGCCAAUUUAAUUCCACUGAAUGAUGUAAAAUAACCUAAUAGAAUGAUAAAUAUGACCAGUCAAAUGUAUUUCCAUCAAUGAAGAGGCUAACAGGCAUUAUUUCGCAAUGGGAUUUUUUUUCUUUUCCAGGACAAUUGGCCAGGGCCAAUGUUGUAUUUAUCAACAAAGAAAUAUAGGCCAAAAGCCGUCCAUUACCGGCUAACGGCAACCCUGAGCGCAAUGCGUCAUUGGCCUGGCCCUGUUUUGUGUGUUGAAAUGGGGGAAUUUAAGAUGAAUAAAGUGAAUAUUCAGAUAAGAGUAAUUAACACAAUGCUGAGCGUAUUUCUGUUUUGUCAUUCUGUAAUACACGUGAUUUCCAGUGUUUUUAUUUGGGGAAACUCUUUCUGCUUGAUGAUCUGUGUUAUGAAUUGUUCCUGUAUCUGUUGAUCUUCAUAGUGAUUGACGCCAGGCUGGAGGACCGAGGACACUGAUUUGUUACUAUAAGAUUAGAAUAAGCCGAUUUCGAAAACACACAGGCCUACACACAGUCCUGGAAACUCAGUGACUCAGACCCUGAAAAGUCAAUAAACACAAUGUUUCGUCAUUCACUCUGUGGAAAACAAAUUCUCUGAUAGUAUUUUUUUUUUCUUCUUCCAUGUCCAUUAAGUGGACCAUGGAAUUACGUAACAUCUAGUCUUAUUUUCACAACAUAUUGUUGUAACAUUACAUCACAAUGAAUCGGCGACAUUUAUGGCCAGUAACAAUAGUUGAGCACCGCUGCACUCGGUUUUUAGAAAAGUGAAAUGGCUCAACAAGGUCAAGGCUUUUUUUUCUCCUUUUUUUCCAAGUGGAGCUGAAAUUAGAGUUUGUACAUGAACUAUAUUCUUGUACUUUUUGCCUAUGAUUUGCCUUGAAAAAGCAUUCUCUUAUUUGUCCACCUUUUUUUUAAGGUGGAACUGGAACAGGUUCUUUUCUCUUCAAAUGGCAUUACAAUGAUUGUAUUUUUCUGUGAUUGCUUCUUAUUUAGUGCUUUUUUUGGGGCUUGAUGUCAUGUUGGCAUUUCUUCAUGUAGGGCUAUUUUACAAAAUGUUUAAUUUCCAAAUGUUUACAGUUGUAAAAACAAAAGCCAUACUGUUUCAUCUGCAUGUGUCUUGCUGUUCAUGAUCACAAGGUUAAUGCCAAACAAAUUCUCUGACUACUCAAAGUAAAUGUAAGAACAUUUUAAGAACCCGUUCCUCUCUGACAUGCACGACGUGUGAGUUCUGUCUGCACCUCGGCCAUUGCUAGUAUAAUUGUUAAUAGGAUUAAUUGUAAGGUAAUUCAUAGCACAGCCACAUGCACAAAGUGAGUGUCAGUUAGUUUACUUUUUUUUUUUUUUGGUGAAUGAAAAACCAGUGUUCCUGGGAAAGCUUUGAAGUACAACUAGGGGACUCUCAUACGUACACACCUCGCUGCAUGGAUUUUUACACAUCUGUUUUUGUGGAUUGACUGGGUUGCCCCCAGAAACGCCGAGCCAGGGAAACAUUGGCUAGCACAGGUAGGGUGCAGUGACUGCAGCUUGGCAGCAGUCAAAUCAAUCAAACUGGAUGUACUCUGACUUUUUACAAAACACUAGUCACUGGGCAAGGCUAGAGGGGGAGAGGAAAGUCUACAUACCCCUGCCUUGGUAUUUAUUAGGCAUCAGACUGAAAGUGGGAGGGACUACCUCUCCUGAACUUGUCCAAUAAUAAAUACUUGUUUUUUGGUGUGCCCUAAUGACUACAACCCAGUUGUGUGGCAGUCCUUCUCUUGAGAUAUCUACAUCACCAUCCCUUUCUCUUUCACAGUCUCUGCUAUCUGUUGGUCUGGUUGGUGAGUGGUGGCUUUGGAGGAAAAGGUCAGAGACCCCUCUCAGCCUGUCCGCUGUCACCAUCACGACCCCCUGAGAGGAUCACAGGCCGUGAACCACAUGGCCUGAGCGUAAAUCCCUCUCCUGGUUGGUUGAGACAAAGCCACGGUGACCUUCCAGGCCAGGGAUCAACUGUGUCUGAGACAUUCCCGGAUGCUCUUUGGAACGCUGCACACUAACAUCACUCCAGCCAAGCAUUUUGCCUUUGACUUUUUCGUCAGUUUAGACUGAACAGGAGGAGGGAUGUUGGGUAACUCUGCGGGGGAGUUGUUAGAUGAGAGUGUUGAAUAAUGGAAGAUGUUUUGGCUGCUGUUGUCACAAAGCAGCACGAGCAGGUUACUACAAUUUUGUCUAUAGUGUCUUUGUGAGGAGUGUUGUGGCCCAUACAGUAUGUGAAAGGUACUGUAAAAAAAAAAAAAAAACAUUUUAAAACAUAAUACCACCAUAAAUAACAAUUGUAGCAACCCUGAGUUUAUAAUUUUGGCUAUUGACUUUACCAUUUUAGCAUAUAUUUUUUUUAGACUGUUGAUGCCACACAGGGCUAACAGAACAGAAGGUUGAGGGAUCGCCGAUCACCACGGACUUGCUCGUUCUCUCCCUGCCUGUAUCAUUACAUUACAUCAGAGCCAGCUGCAGACAACCAUGGGCUAUAUUUAUAUAAUAAAUAAAACACAUUUUC
Molecule: messenger RNA, 4904 nt
Organism: Oncorhynchus gorbuscha (pink salmon)
Lineage: Eukaryota; Metazoa; Chordata; Actinopteri; Salmoniformes; Salmonidae
Gene: cradd
Product: CASP2 and RIPK1 domain containing adaptor with death domain
Exons: 2
Coding region: 922-1524 (200 amino acids)
Biological process (GO): signal transduction; regulation of apoptotic process
Molecular function (GO): death domain binding; protease binding
Source: RefSeq, a predicted model, not a curated record